Aethina tumida (small hive beetle) is the source of this 996-nucleotide messenger RNA. It is a transcript of the gene sing, whose product is annotated as protein singles bar. NCBI's taxonomy places the organism in Eukaryota, Metazoa, Arthropoda, Insecta, Coleoptera, Nitidulidae. The record is from RefSeq and is a predicted model, not a curated record. Gene Ontology annotation, cellular component: membrane. Bases 397 to 942 code for a protein of 181 amino acids. The transcript is spliced from 4 exons.
AUGCUUUAAAAUUAAUUCUGUAUAUUAACUGUUAAAAUCAUAUUUAAAAAAGUAACAACUACACAAUAAUUUUUUUACCAUCAAGUUAAAAUCAACAAUUUUAUCAAUACCCGAAGCCAACAUAAAAACUUCCACAAAGAACUCGAUGUUUGCCAACAAGUUAACAAAACGCGGACGCAAAAAAUGUUAUUUUAAGAUGCGGAUUGUCACAGUAACUGUAAAAGCAUCCGGAUAAGCAAAUUUAACUGAUCCAAAAAUAAACCGAGUUAACCCCUACAGAGCAGACGAUCGCGACAGACAGCUGUGGACCGUUCGUUCUCGGCAUACCUAAACAUCACCCUCCAGUAAACUUACCAUCAAAAAAUCAACGAGUCAGUGAGUAAGAUAUAGUGGAAGAUGCAAAGAGGUCCGACCGUCAUUACGGUCCGAGGUGGCGGCGGCUCAGGCGGCGGCAUUGACUGUUGUUGUUGCAGAUGUUGCACGUGCGUGAAUUUGGAUUUUUUACGGACGGAACAUGGAGUUCUAAAAUUGACUGAAGUGAUUCUAGGUUUCUUUUGCCAAAGCCUGGCACUGAACUAUGGUAUUAAAUACGCAUCAACGAUAGGUCCAUCAUUCCAAUCCUUCAUCACGACAGCCUCAUGGUGCUUCAUGACAAGUUUCUUAUUGCUGUUUUGCUACUUCUUCAGCGAAAAAUCCGUAAGCCUCAUCAGACAAUCACUUUUUGAAACCGUAUUCAAUGGAAUAGCGUGUUUCAGUUACGUGACUUCGUGUUCUUAUUUGGGAUAUGCUGUUAAUACAUUUUUGGAGCCCAUGUACUUGGUGACUCCAUACUUUCAAGUUUAUCCAGCGAUGAGUGCAGCUUAUAUGGUUGGAACAUUCCUAGGUGUUAUUUAUGGAUAUGACACGUACAAAUCUUACAGAUAUUUUAAGGGGUAUAGAUAAAUUAAUACGCUUUUUGUUCAUAAUAAAAUUUUUUUGUACUUACCUCUUUGUUUU